AUGGAUGAUUAUUCGCUGCGCAACGAGUCUUUUCCGGAGUCCGGCCUACCCAUACAGUAUCCCCGGGCCACGACGCUCUUCGCUGCUUCAGCCUGCAUCCUGUUCAUCGUCCUGGGCAUCGCUGGCAACCUGUUGACAAUCGUAGCUCUGGUUCGCUGCAAUAAGCUACGCAACGCCACCACUGCCUUUGUGGUCAGCCUCUGUACCGCGGACCUCCUCUUCUGCGCCCUCAACUUGCCGCCCACUGCAUCCAGGUACAUUCACCACAGCUGGGUGCUCGGCGAGACUUUGUGCAGGUUGUUUCCUUUCUUCUUCUAUGGAAACGUAGCCGCCUCCCUUCUCUCCAUGACGGCGAUCACCAUCAACAGGUACAUCCUCAUCAACCACUACAAGCACUACGAUCGCAUCUACCGGCCUCGGUACGUGGCCCUGAUGAUUGCGCUCUGCUGGCUCUUCAGCUUCAGCCUGCUGGCCCCUACGUUGGCCGGGGCGUGGGGCGAGUUCGGGUACCGCCCUCAGAGCUUCUCGUGUACCAUCCUGCGCAAGGGCGGCCGUAGCCCCAAGAAGUUCCUCUUCGUGCUCGGCUUCCUGCUGCCCUGCCUCAUCAUCGUCAUCAGCUACUCCUGCAUCUUCUACAGGGUGCACAAGAGUCGCAAAAACGUGGAGGCCCACACCCCGGCCACCAACGGCAAGCCUCCAAUCCGGCAGCUCUCCCACCGGCAGGACGAGAUCCGGCUCACCCGGAUGAUGCUCAUCAUCUUCUGCUCCUUCCUACUCUGCUUCCUGCCGCUCAUGGUCGUCAACGUGCUCGAGGACAAGAUCCGCUCCCCCACCGUGCACGUCCUGGCUUCCGUGCUCGCCUGGAUGUCUUCAUGCAUCAACCCGGUCAUCUACGCAGCCAUGAACAGGCAGUACAGGCAGGCCUACGUGCGCCUGUUCUGUGGUGCAAAGCGGCGCCUGGGCACCGCGCACCACUCCAGCUCCAGUGGUGCAAGGUCCAGCCACUCCAAGACCCUCAUGUCGGAGGUGUUCGUCUUCAACUCCACCGCCAACGGGAAGCCGCCGGCCAACGGAGACAGCAAGGAGAACAAGAUCUAG
This is a messenger RNA of Uloborus diversus, 1098 nucleotides long. RefSeq names its product G-protein coupled receptor moody-like. Lineage: Eukaryota; Metazoa; Arthropoda; Arachnida; Araneae; Uloboridae. Gene Ontology annotation, biological process: G protein-coupled receptor signaling pathway. Bases 1 to 1098 code for a protein of 365 amino acids. The transcript has 5 exons. The record is from RefSeq and is a predicted model, not a curated record. Gene Ontology annotation, cellular component: membrane. Gene Ontology annotation, molecular function: G protein-coupled receptor activity.